AGAAGUGAAGCCUCAACUCAGACUGAUUGCUCCAUAGAAUGGGCCAGGCUGCAAGUGUAUGUCACUGGAGAGGAGAGUCUUAUAUUGCAGAGCUAUAUGAAUGGUCCAGACAUUUCUGCAAUAUAACAGUCGGCAGGGAAUCAGCUGAGUAUGCAGAACAGAUAUUCUGAACGCUGGACAGAAAUGACGACGGGUUGGUAGAUUUCAGAGAGUAUGUCAUGGCCAUCAGCAUGCUCACUGAAGGCUCAGCAGUGGAGAGACUGCGCCAAUCCUUCAAGCUCUUUGACAAAGAUGGAGAUGGUGCCAUCAUAAGGGAGGAGAUGCUCGGCAUUAUGCAGGCUGUUUACAAGAUGAAUGAAGUAGCAGGUUUACCAAACCCCCUAACAGCUGAACACUGUAUUAACAAGAUAUUUUUGAGAUUAGACAAAGACAACAACGCCGUCAUCACUGUGGAGGAGUUCAUAGAGGGAGCAUUGGAUGAUGAUUGGAUCAGAAGGAUGCUGGAAUGUGAUCCCUGCAUUGUGAGCGUGGAGAGGCACCUGAAAACGAACUCGGCAAUGGGAGUCCAUGAUUGAUCUAAACUUGUUUUGUCCAUUCAACAACUUUGGAUUGAGACUUUUUUUAAAAGUAUGUUCCGUGAUAAAGUGGACAUGAGACAUUGAUGCCUGCCUUAUUUAUUGUGUUAAAUUUCUGUGUUGGUGGUGCAUUACUUGCAUUUGUCUAUGUACUGUAUAUCUAUUUGACAAAAUCUCAUCUGUCAUCAACUAUUGAUGAUGUCAAAUGCUUUACAUUUAGGACUACCAGAGAAGAAAAGCAACAUUAAACGACACGCUCGUGCCAUUUUAGGACUGUAUUGAUUUUUUUCUGACAGUUAUGGUACUUUGUUGUGCCUGGUUGGGGGUUUAUAUCAGGGGAUGUCAACUGUGGGCCUGUGAUGCCCUUUGAGACUCUUCUGUGAU
Phyllopteryx taeniolatus (common seadragon) is the source of this 959-nucleotide messenger RNA. RefSeq lists its product as uncharacterized. Lineage: Eukaryota; Metazoa; Chordata; Actinopteri; Syngnathiformes; Syngnathidae. The record is from RefSeq and is a predicted model, not a curated record. Gene Ontology annotation, molecular function: calcium ion binding.